Molecule: messenger RNA, 1355 nt
Organism: Paramecium pentaurelia
Lineage: Eukaryota; Ciliophora; Oligohymenophorea; Peniculida; Parameciidae
Source: the annotation of a GenBank genome assembly
AUGAAUUUGAGAAAAUUUUCCAAAUUAUCAUAUUUUCAAGCCAAAAGUUUAAAGCCAUAGAAUUAGUAAAACAAAGUUGUAUAAUCCAAAAAUAUUAAGCCUAUUUAUGGAAAUGAAAAAAAAAAUUUGAAAGAAUAGUUUGAAUAAAAUUAAAGUAAUCAUUAAACAUUGAUUAAUUAAGAAACAAAUGAGAUAACUGUUUCUGAUUUUGAAACAUCUACUCAUAUGGAAAAAAAAUGUAAAAUUUACAUAAUUAAAGUAAUUAGCAAUCCAAGGACAAAUAAAAAACAUUUUUCACCAAUCUUUAGAACAAACAAUAUUAUUAUUGAUCCAAAUUCAACUAAAUUCUAAUUAUCUUUAUCUAGAGAAAAAUUAUUAAGUAAUGAUGUUAUAAGUUUAUGGGAUUCAAAUAAAAGAGGAAAUAAAUAAUCUUCCAAUAACUUUUAAAUAGAAGAAAAAUAAACAUUUAUAUGCAAAGGUUCAAAGUAAAAAUUAGAUAAAGGUAUCAAAUUAUAAAAAGAAUUGGAUGAAUUCCUUAAAUUUAGGCAUUAAAAUAUAUAAACUUCAUUUGAUUCUUCAAAAUUAAAAAAAUUAGAAAAAAGAAAACUCAAAACAAAAAUUAGUAUUGAAUAUCAAAUUGAUUAAAGCAUUAAUAAAUAAAAUAAUGAAAAAGCAUGCUAAUUUAAUAACAUGAAUACUCAAAAUUAAGACUUACAUACUCAAUUAAAUAAUUCAUAAGACUAGAAAGAAAAAUCAAAAAAUAGUAGUUCUAUCAAAAGCAAUCCUUUAAUUCCAAUACAUAUUAGAUAUUAAUAUGAAAAAGAAUAUAAGGAAGCUAAAUAAAAAUCAAAUGAAAAGAUAAAUGAAUAAUAAUUUAUACAAAGUAUCACAUUAUAUUUAUUGUAGAAAAAAAAGUAAGUAAGGACCAAAUAGAAGAAUUUUUUAAAGAAUAAUAAAAAUUUAUUAAAAAGAGAGCAGAUUUUUUUGAAAAGGAAUUUGAGAAAAAACUUUGGGAAGCUUCUUAACAUGAAAGUGAAUUUAUUUAUAAACCUGUUCUUAAUGAAUAAUCAAGUCGAGUAAUUUUAACAAAUAUGUAUUUAGAUUUUAGAAAAGAAAUUAAAAGGUAAAAAAUUUGAUUAGAGAAUAGAAUAAUUCUAAUAAAAUAGAUAAAAUAAAAUAGAUGAAUAAAUUUAAAAUAUGAAACCUUCUUUUACACCAACAAUAAGUAAAAAGUCAAGAUAAGUAAUAAUAUAAUAUAAUAAUUAUAGCUUAUGGAAAAUCCUAAAUAAAGACUUACAUCUUAAAAUGAAAAUGGAUUUUAAUAAUAUAAUUAAAAAGCAAAGACUUUAGAAUGA